Molecule: messenger RNA, 3542 nt
Organism: Pangasianodon hypophthalmus (striped catfish)
Lineage: Eukaryota; Metazoa; Chordata; Actinopteri; Siluriformes; Pangasiidae
Gene: ddx10
Product: DEAD (Asp-Glu-Ala-Asp) box polypeptide 10
Exons: 18
Coding region: 31-2688 (885 amino acids)
Biological process (GO): rRNA processing
Cellular component (GO): nucleus
Molecular function (GO): ATP binding; nucleic acid binding; RNA helicase activity
Source: RefSeq, a predicted model, not a curated record
UCUCAUUCCUCUUCACAGAGAUCAGAGUUCAUGAAGAACACGACAACGUUUCCUCCACAUGCUGUAUCUUACGAAGUGUGUUCAGUUCUCCAGUAUUUACAUACGUCUACUGCGCAGAAAAUGCGAAUAAAAAAAGGAAAAGAGAAGAAAAACCUUCCUCAAGACCCAGUUAAGAAUUUUGAGAAAUGGAAGAAGAAGCAUGACAAAAGCAGGAAAGAAAGUAAACGGCCGAAGAAGAAACGCGAGUGGGAGAGUGAGAGAGAAAACAUCCAGAAGCUGGUGGCCAAAUACACAGAGAUAAAUCCAAAAGAAGCUGUUAAGUUCUCUGAUUUUCCACUCUCAAAGAAGACUCUGCGAGGUCUGUUAGAGGCUCAGUAUCGGCAGCCCACAGAGAUCCAGAGACAGACCAUCGGCUUUGCUCUGCAGGGAAAAGAUGUCUUGGGUGCUGCAAAGACCGGCUCGGGGAAAACUCUUGCUUUCCUCAUUCCUGUGCUGGAGUGUCUGUAUCGUAACCAGUGGACAGCCAUGGAUGGUCUCGGUGCUCUUAUAAUCUCUCCAACUCGAGAGCUGGCUUAUCAGACAUUCGAGGUGCUGAGGAAAGUGGGGAAGAACCAUGAAUUCUCAGCUGGACUUGUUAUUGGUGGAAAGGACCUCAAGGACGAGUCACUGAAGAUUCAUCGCACAAACAUCAUCAUCUGCACACCAGGACGUCUGCUGCAGCACAUGGACGAAAAUGCCAGCUUCCACGCCUCAGAGCUGCACAUGCUCGUGCUGGAUGAAGCUGACAGAAUUUUAGACAUGGGCUUCGCUGACACGCUCAACGCCAUUGUGGAGAACCUUCCAAAAACCAGACAGACGCUGCUGUUCUCCGCCACACAGACCAAGUCUGUGAAAGACCUGGCCAGACUCAGCCUGAAGAACCCCGAGUAUGUGUGGGUUCAUGAACAGGCUAAAUUCAGCACUCCUGCUACUCUGGAGCAGAGCUACGUAGUGUGCGAGCUGCAUGAGAAGGUCAACAUGCUCUUCUCCUUCUUGAGGAGUCACCUGCAGAAGAAGAUUAUUGUCUUUUUCGCUUGCUGCAAAGAGGUGCAGUACCUGUUCCGUGUGUUUUGCCGGCUGCGGCCCGGUAUCUCGGUGUUGGCCCUGCACGGAAAGCAGCCGCAGAUGAAGAGAGUGGAAGUCUACAACGACUUUCUCCGCAAGAAAGCCGCUGUCCUCUUCGCCACAGAUAUCGCUGCAAGAGGACUUGACUUUCCUGCUGUGAACUGGGUGCUUCAGUUUGACUGCCCAGAGGACGCCAACACGUACAUCCACAGAGUCGGCAGGACAGCCAGGUAUAAAGAGGGAGGAGAAGCCCUGCUCAUACUUCUGCCCUCAGAAGAAAAGGGCAUGAUCGCUCAGCUUCAGGAGAAAAAAGUCCCCAUCAACAAAAUCCAGGUGAACCCAGAGAAGCUGACAUGCGUGCGGCAGAAGUUGGAGGCCUUCCUGGCCCAGGAGAAGGAGCAGAAGGAGAGAGCUCAGAGGUGUUUUGUGUCUUACCUUCGCUCCAUCUUUCUGAUGAAGAACAAAGACGUCUUUGAUGUGUUUAAGCUGAAGCUCCCAGAAUACGCCACGUCUCUGGGCCUGGCUGUUCCCCCACGGGUGCGUUUCCUGAAUAAAGCUCAGAAACAGAAGGGCGAGGUGACGCAGGAGAUCAGCACUGCAGCUGACGCUGACUCUGAUGAGGAGAUACAGAGCUUUAAAGCCCAGUUCAGAAGCGACCAAAGCAGUAACCCUGACUCUCAGUCUGAAGAGGAGGAGGAGGAAGAGGAGGACGAUGAGGAGGAGAGUGAUGAGGAAGAAGAGCAGGUGAAGUCUAUAGGCCAGCUCUGCAGUGCUGAUGACGAUGAGGAUGAAGAUCUGAAGGAUCUGGACCUGCUGACAGUUAAACGGAAAGAUGUGUUUAAUGUCAGUGAAGACAAGGAGGAGGAAGAGGAUCCCAAGGACAAGAGCAAGAAAGUGUCCAGGUUUACGGAAGCAAAGAAAGCUCAGAAAAGAAACUUCAAGUUGAACACCAAGAAGGUCUUCACUGAGGAUGGAGAGGUGGUGCAGCAGUGGCCUCCGCUACAGAGAGCCGUAGUGCCAGAUGACGAGGAAGACGAUGAGGACACGACAGGCAUUAACGUGGAAGCUGCAAAAGAGCGACUGCGCAGGGAGGACCAAGAGUUUGACAAGAAGGAAUACAGCAGGAGGAUUAAAGAGAAACACCGUGAGAAAAGGCUGAAGGAGAAGGCGGCACGAAGAGAAGCAAGCAAACAGGCUAAAGAGGAGAAGGAGAAGAAGAAGAAGGCGGCUGGCAUUGGGGAUGAAGAUGGUGAUGAUGAUGAUGAUGAUGAGGAGGAGGAGGAGGAGGUGGUGGCGUACCUGUCAGGCGCCGAUGAUGAAGAGUUUGACCCCAGCACGCUACCCGACCCUGACAAAGUGCGCAAUUCAGAGGAUGAAGAUGAAGAAAGCAGUGAUGGCCCUGAGCUUAUGGGGAGGAAGAGGACCCACAGCAGUAGUGAAGAAGAUGAUGAUGAUAACGGACACUGGGGGACAGGGAGGAAGAAGGCCAAGCAGCACAGCUCAGAACCUGAGCCUCUGAACACUGGUCUCUCACUGGCAGAGGAUGAGGAGUUGGUGCUGCAUUUACUAGGAGGCCAGAGUUAGUUCAUUUCCGCCGAAAGCAAGACCUUGUGACUGUGACCAUAGCCUCCCUCACCUCAUACUUCUCAUAUAAUGGACUCUAAUUAUGUUGUGUUCCUCUCAUGCAUUUCUACUUUGUGGGAUUAGAUUCUGUUUUGUGAAAUAAAAUUAAUGACCAAAAUUUUAGAGUCAUCUUAUUGGAAUUUGCUAGACCGUCUUUCUCUAUCUGUACAUAACAGCCUGUCCUUGUCCACCAGAGAUAAAUCUAGAAAUUGAAAUUUCAUGUGGUCGACCAAGUGUCAGUGGGAUGCACAGAUAACAGCACUGCUGAUGCCAAUCUUAAAGCCCCUGGCAUCCUAAAUCCCUGAUUGCUUUUUGGGUCAAUAUUGGUCUUGCACAUUAUGCAUGAAUAUUUGCUGAGUUUUUUAAGGUCUAGACAUAUUUAAAUAUAAUGGCUUCUGUUUUGUGUAAAGCAAGUGGGUCUUCAUGAAGAAUAAAAGAAUGGGGCAUGCUGUUACAGAUAAAUAAUCAACAACAGGCCUGACAUGAAGCAGAGUUACUGUUAAAACACUGAAGUUGAUUAUUUUCCAAUAACAGUAAAUUCUGAAGUGUUUUACUUAUCCUAAACCAAAGAAUUUGGCAAUAAUUAAAUUUUUUAUCCUCCUUCUGUUACUACAGAAGUGAUAACGUAUUAGAAAGUGCUUAUUAAUAUAAACCUGUGAUUUCCCUUGCAGCUGGAACUACUAUCAGAGCUGCUGUUAUAGAAAAUUAAUCAACACUUUCUGACCAAUCAGAAUUGAGCAUUCACAGCUCUGUAGUAAAAUUUGUGUAAAUGGUUAAGCUGACAUCUUUUAGCUAUUAAAAAACAUUGAGGAACA